AGCAGGGCACCGCGCGGACGGACAGCUCCGCGGACCCAUAGCGAGCCGCCCCGCAGCGCCGCCGGGCCGAGGAACAUGGCGAAGACUUACGACUACCUCUUCAAGCUGCUGCUGAUCGGCGACUCCGGCGUGGGCAAGACGUGCGCGCUCUUUCGCUUCAGCGAGGACGCCUUCAACACCACCUUCAUUUCCACCAUCGGGAUCGAUUUCAAAAUCAGGACGAUAGAGCUGGAUGGCAAGAAGAUUAAGCUGCAGAUAUGGGACACAGCUGGGCAAGAACGCUUUCGGACGAUCACGACGGCUUACUACAGAGGAGCCAUGGGCAUCAUGCUGGUGUACGACAUCACCAAUGAGAAGUCCUUUGAAAACAUUCGGAACUGGGUCAGAAACAUUGAAGAGCAUGCGUCCCCAGAUGUAGAGAAAAUGAUCCUUGGAAACAAGUGUGACAUGAACCACAAGCGACAAGUUUCCCGAGAGCAAGGAGAGAAGCUGGCCAGUAGCUUUGGGAUUAAGUUCAUGGAGACCAGUGCAAAGACAAACAUCAACAUAGAGGAUGCCUUUUUUACUCUUGCCAGAGACAUCAAAGCAAAAAUGGACAAGAAACUGGAAGGCAACAGCCCUCAAGGCAGCAACCAGGGGGUGAAGAUCACUCCAGACCUGCAGAAGAAAAGCAGCUUUUUCCGAUGUGCCCUUCUCUGAGGGGCACGGCCUUAACACGAGCCUCCGCUCAAGCUUCCUAGACAGUGCCUGCUUGCAAGGGGCUCCUCCUCUUUCUCUCUCCGGAUUUGAACUGUGAACUAAGGGAGUGGCUUCUUUUCACGAUUCAGACUUCUGUGCUGGAGAAGUGUGGUCUCUUCCCAUCGCUUCUGCCAGAUGGAAAACGUAUUGUCUAAUUGAUGGGUGGGGGUGAUCGGGAAGAAAAAUGUGGAUCAAGAAAUCAGAUACAGGAAAUUUUACUAAUGGGUUUCUGUCUCUCUCUGGGAUGUGUUUUCUUAACUGUAUCAAGCCUAGUAGCAAAUGUUAUGAUUAGAAUAACUCUAAAUGAUUUCCUGCUGAAUCCCCAAUCUACAAGUGGCAAGGGUUUGGGGCCUAAGACAUUUCUGUCAGGCUGAAUCACACAGCCAACUAAAAGCACUGAUUUUUUUCAUAGCUGAUAUCCCCUCCCCUGCCUUGCUGUGCGGGGCCGCGAAGCUCACUUCCCCAUUUUCAAGAAAAAGGCAUAUUCAUCUGCUCCUGAUGUGCUCUUGUAAUCCUUCUAAACACCCCUGUGGUAGAAGUUGCAGAAUGCCUUGAUAUAAAAAAAAUAAAUUAUUUUUUUAGAGAAAGCAAAGUAUGUUGGAAGCAUUACUUGAAGGUGUCGUGCCUGAUCUGAAUGAGAAGAGCAGCAGUGAGCGACUGGCUCUUCUCUUCUUCCACCUGCUUUCCAUGCCUACUUGUGUGGCCACAGCAGCCAUGCAGGAAAGUCACCUGGCAGGCCGGAUUCCUCCCCCCCCCCUUGACUGCUCAUCAUCUGCCUCGUCCAUUGCAGCCACCUUGCACUUCCAGGCUCAGACAUGGCCUCCUCCAUUGAAUUAGAUCCAUCUGAGAUCCCCAAGUUAAUGCAUAUUUACACCUGGCGAGAGAUCAUCCCAAUCCAGUACUUCACAGUCCUCUUUCGCUUGCAUUGAGGCUGCUCAUCUGUCCCUGCGUCUGGGACAGCCCAUACAUCUUGGAAGUGGUUUUCCACACCCAAGUCUGUUGCAAUAGCGCCACAAAAGGCCCUUGUGCAGAGCAGGAGGUGGUGCUUGACUCUAGUACUGGGAAUAGACCUGUGGAACAGUGUGUGCAUGACUCAACAUAGCCCUGUGCAAUCGUGUCAAGGUGCAAGGGGGUAGCACUUGGGAAUGAGCUUGCUGAAGCGUGUGCUUAUCCCCCAGUUACUGGAAUGGUUGUCCGUGCCCCUCUCCACCUUCUCCAAAUGAACAGCAUGUUUGAUGGCAAAAGGAGCGCAUUGAUCUCUACCAGUUCUGAAUCUGAAAUAAAGUUGCUUCAAUGGUCAAGCAGGAUCCGGCUUGGUUGGGUGGGAGAGAAUGCCUUGAGAAAUAGUCCAGGCUUCUUUAGGAGACCAGCUGAGAUGCAGGAAAAGGUGUGUCAGCUUCGGGGGGGAGCGCUCAAGAACAGCAUCAAGGAACCCCCAAAAAAUCGCUCUCUACAGAAGUUUCUGACGAAAAACCUACAGAAUAAAUAGGGUGGCUUUUUCUUACUUCUGUUGGUUAAAACGGCCCCUUUGGCCUGAUAAGGUGUUCUGGCUAAACUCUCUGGGUGGCAUUUAAUUGGCGCCCUGCUCAGAGUAGGCCCAGUGAAAUUAAUGGGCAUGACUAACUCCGGGCCAUUCAUUUCAGUGGGUCUACUUCAAGUAUGACUUAACGUUG
Messenger RNA from Rhineura floridana, 2411 nucleotides. It is a transcript of the gene RAB8A, whose product is annotated as RAB8A, member RAS oncogene family. The record is from RefSeq and is a predicted model, not a curated record. Bases 76 to 699 code for a protein of 207 amino acids. Gene Ontology annotation, molecular function: GTPase activity; GTP binding. Gene Ontology annotation, biological process: protein localization to plasma membrane; regulation of exocytosis; neurotransmitter receptor transport to postsynaptic membrane. Gene Ontology annotation, cellular component: endosome; trans-Golgi network transport vesicle; plasma membrane. Lineage: Eukaryota; Metazoa; Chordata; Lepidosauria; Squamata; Rhineuridae. The transcript is spliced from 8 exons.